Messenger RNA from Sitophilus oryzae (rice weevil), 1280 nucleotides. RefSeq names its product ectonucleoside triphosphate diphosphohydrolase 5-like. Gene Ontology annotation, biological process: nucleoside diphosphate catabolic process. NCBI's taxonomy places the organism in Eukaryota, Metazoa, Arthropoda, Insecta, Coleoptera, Curculionidae. Gene Ontology annotation, cellular component: membrane. The record is from RefSeq and is a predicted model, not a curated record. Gene Ontology annotation, molecular function: GDP phosphatase activity; UDP phosphatase activity.
UUACAUGCAAUUGUGUAAUAACAAAACGAUCUUAUCCAGAUAAAUCUAUCUAAUCAUUUUAAUUAAAUAAAAAUGUUUAGUCAUAAAUAAACAGCACAGAACCUGAUUUACUACGUUAGAAAAAUAAUUCACAAUCAUCUAGUAAUCUAAUCAUUUUUUCAAGGAUAAAAAAUUAAAACAUUGUGCAAGUAUUGAAGUAGUGCACCAAAUAAAAGGGUGCGACGUGUACAACAGAUUCAAGAACAAUGAGUAAUAGCGAACUAAGGCGAAGGAAAUUAAAAGAACCUAGCGAAAGAGGGAAUGCAAGAAAACGGAAAGCGAAAGGGGUUCGUUCGAGUUCAAUCCAGACUUCAUUACUAUGUUUAAUCAUAAGUGGAACAUUGUUAACCCUGUUUCUAGUUCUAUAUACAGACCAAAUUCCAUGGUAUGCUGGAAAUCGGCAUUUGGACCAAUUAGCAAAGCAAUUUUUAGGAUAUCAUAAGCCAGUAUAUGCAGUAGUUAUAGAUGCAGGAAGUACAGGCUCGAGGGUAUUAGCAUACACAUUCCAUGAAUCAUAUUUAGGUGGGUAUUUGGUACUGGACAAAGAAUUGUUUGAAUAUAACAAGCCCGGACUUUCAUCUUUUGCCAAAGAGCCCCAAAAGGGUGUGGAAAAAAUUGCGGAUCUUUUAGAAAAGGCAAAAAAAGAAAUACCCAAAGAGUAUUGGAACCAAACUCCGCUGAUUCUAAAAGCCACGGCAGGUUUAAGACUGUUGCCUGCCGAACAAGCCGACAACUUGCUAGAUGCAGUAAGAAAUCUGUUUAAAAAAACACCGUUUUUAACCAACGACAAAUCCAUCGAAAUAAUGGAUGGAACAGACGAAGGAAUAUUUUCUUGGUUUACAGUAAACUUCCUUCUUAACAAAAUAAAUUUAAAUCCAGCCCAAACUGUGGCGGCCUUGGAUUUGGGAGGCGGGUCGACUCAGGUGACGUUUUCGGCUGUCACUCCGUCUAGUUUUAAAGAUAAAGAAAAUAUACACGAAGCGUUGGCCCCUAGCGGCCCUAUACCCGUAUUUACUCACAGUUAUCUAGGAUUGGGACUGAUGGCGGCUAGGAAAGCUGUGAUAUCCUAUCAAAAUGCCGAUACGUUUAAUGUAACCUGUGAAUGUGUGAAUCCCGUCGUUCGUAAUAAGAAGUUUCAUUAUCAUGGUAAGCUAUGCCAUCUAUUUUUUCGAUAUUUAAACAUACCGCAAUGUACGAUUAUAAUGUGCACUGACUAUUUUCGGCCCAGGUUGUUUAAAUAA